UAUAAUUUACUUUCCAAUUGAUUGUUAUUGUUAUUGUUCAAUUGUGUUACCAUGUAUCAUGUUUAAUAAACAACAUCACAUGUUAAUGUUUCAUUCAUGUUGACUGAUUUUGUGCCUCAAUAAUAUUCAGUUAAUUCUGUGAUAAUCAUGAUAAGUUCAGUUGAAAUGAAGGUAAAAUCAGAAGGAUCAAUUACCCUGCAGAAAAUAUUGACCGAAAAAAAGUUCACUGAUUUAAUGAUUAAUCUUGGUGAUAAACAGCUGAUUGGACAUCGUUGUAUUAUAUUAACAGUUAUGCCGAUUCUCAAUCAAUUAAUAUCAUCAGAUGAUCAGAUUAAUUUAGUUGAUCAAUUUGAUUCCAAUCUAUUUGAAAUGACUUUUAAUCAUUUCUAUGGGCACCCAUUGGAUUUAAAUCGCCAGUCAAUCAGUAAAUUGUUGGAGAUUGGAAAGUUCAUCCAAUCAACUGAGAUAAUUAGCCAAUGUGAAAAUUAUCUAAUUGAAAAUCUAUUCUUUCCAUCAAACAAUUUAUUCCAAGAUCAACAAUUAGCUGGUAAGUUUAAUUUGAAAAGAUUGGAGGAGAAAUUAAUUCAAUCAAUGUGUAGUAAUUACGGUAAGAUUAUUAGAGAAUCUGAUUUUUUCGAGCUAUCAGUUGAUCAGUUGGGAAGAUUAAUUUCGAGAGACGAUUUAAUUAUUGAUUGUGAGCACUCAAUUUUCGUGUCAAUUGUUAAUUGGGUUUCCCAUGAUUCUAACAAUAGAAAAUCUCAUCUCUUUGAUCUUCUAUCUAAUCUACGUUUCCAUUUGAUUGCAAACAAUGAAAUCACUGAUCACAUGUUAACUAAUCAGCUGAUACGAAAUUGUGAUCAAUCAAUUUCAUCAGUGACAAUCAGUGAAUCGAUUUGUAAAACCAGUGACCAGUUCUGGUUAAAUAAUCCGAGCUGGUCAAUCACCAUUUUUGGUGGUAAAGGGCCAGUUAAUCCAGCUUAUUCGUAUAGAUUAAAUUUGUCGACUAAUUGUUGGAAUAAAUUAUCAUUUAAAACUCUGGGUUCCAUGAACUCAGCAGUUUUUAUCCCACCUCAUGAUUAUUAUUAUUUUCAAUGUGAUUCCAAUGGAAACGAUCAAUUGACCGAGAAAUUUUAUCACCACAAUUUAAGUAAUGGUCUGAAAAUCUCACUGGACCCUACUAAUUGGGAGAAAUAUGGUCAAUCGCUGGUCAAUCGUGAUGAUUAUCUUUAUGUAUUAGGGGGGAAAAAUUGGCUUGGACUAUUCGAUAAAUUAGUUCUAUCGUUUAAUUUGACCUCAACCACUUGGAUCUCAUUUAAGUCAAUGAAUAGUAAACGAGCCUUUCUUUCAACCGUUAAUCUGAAAGGUCGUUUAUUUGCUCUCGGUGGACAAACUGAGGCCGGUUCAGUAUUAAACUCGGUUGAAGUUAAUGAUUCAAUUCAAUCGGGUUGGAAUUUUGUAUCUCCCAUGCGAUCUAAACGCUAUGGACACUCCGCAAUCGUUUACAAGGAAAACAUUUAUGUCGUCGGUGGUUUCGAUGGUCAGUUUAUACUUGAUUCCGUUGAAGUUUACGAUUCAAAGCUUGAUAAGUGGUCAUUUCUAGAGCCGAUGAAAUGUUCACGUUAUCAGCCGUUCUUGUCGGUUGUUGGAAAUAAAUUGUAUGUCAUUGGUGGGACAAUCGAAAUGACAGAAACAAUAAUUGCAAGAACAAACUUUUUCUCACCCAAUGUUGAAAUCUACGAUUUCGAUACGAACUCAUGGAGUAUCGGUCCAUCAUUACCUGAUGUUAGGUCAAACGGAUUCGCUGUAAAUGGCUCAAUUAAAUAAAAAAACUCAAUUCAUUUCAUUUCA
Molecule: messenger RNA, 1848 nt
Organism: Panonychus citri (citrus red mite)
Lineage: Eukaryota; Metazoa; Arthropoda; Arachnida; Trombidiformes; Tetranychidae
Product: kelch-like protein 18
Exons: 1
Coding region: 148-1824 (558 amino acids)
Molecular function (GO): protein binding
Source: RefSeq, a predicted model, not a curated record